CUCGGCGUUCGAGCAGGUUUUCAGGCGUGUAGACAAGUAUUGGCGGUGGAUGAUGGAGUGAGACGUAGGUGGAGUUCACUCAAGACGUCUAGUGCCAGGCUUCUCGAGAAGGCGAGAAGACGAGAAGACUAGAACAAGGGGAGGAGGAGGGGGAAGGAGUAAAAAGGGAAGAGGGAAGAAACGAGAGAAAAGGAAAGAGAAGGAAAGAGAGCGAGAGAAGAUGGAUAGAAAGUAGGCCGAUGCUGAUGCUCAUGCUCCGACGGUUGAGCCCACCAGCGGAAAGUCUAACCUCAGGGUCCGUGACCCAAACUACCUCGUCCGUUAGAUGGCCAGCAAUCUCGGAAUUCCAGCGGGGCGGUGCGGGGCGCGGCGGGCGGGCUCUGAAUCCCAGAAAGCGAAGCGGAACGGACGGAAAUGCUUUGGAUGCGGGGAAGAAUAACAACCAAAGAAGGUAUCGUUCUCUUGCGCCUUCUUUUGCUGCGUUCCACCUUCUGCCUUUCGUGCUUGGCACUGCAGCUGCGUGUAAUCCGCACGGCGGCGGCGGCUUAUGCACAAGUGAUGACGUACAACGACGACUAUCCACUCUACUAUGGCGCUGCUGCUGGAAAAAUACCCAAGGAGGUAUGAUAGGUAGUAGUCUUGUCCAAUGCGAGAGUGAGAACGAAGAUGCUGACGUUCCUGACCUAAUGGGAGAAUGUUGCAACGACGUGAGCCUUCCAGAGGGAGUCGAGAACGAAGGAAAGAAAAAGAAAAAGAAAAGAAGAAAAGAAGAAAAGAAGAAAAGAAGAAAAGAAGAAGAAAAGAAGAAAAGAGAACAGCCGUGAAAGCGCAAAGAACGGGGGGUCGUGUGAACGUAUGAACGUGUUGAAUGGGACCUCCAGAAGCAACCCUUCAAUGGCAACGACAAUGGCCACUGCCUCUCGUCAUAUAUGUAUCGAAUAACGGCCGCGCUUUCGCCUCAUUCAAAACACCUCUAUCGCGCGAUUCCAUUCAAAA
This is a messenger RNA of Tricharina praecox, 996 nucleotides long. RefSeq lists its product as uncharacterized. The transcript has a single exon. The record is from RefSeq and is a predicted model, not a curated record. NCBI's taxonomy places the organism in Eukaryota, Fungi, Ascomycota, Pezizomycetes, Pezizales, Pyronemataceae. Bases 240 to 824 code for a protein of 194 amino acids.